UGCUCUUAUUAUUUUAGCAUGAGCUCAAUUCCAUAUCAGCAUGCAGCACUCGCUGAUAUAACUUUAACUCCAGAUUUAUGCUGCUUAAUGGAAUAAGAUCUGCUGUGCCUGAAGCUUCUCUCAACCUGAAACAAGAUGUUUCACUUUCUUGUACUUCUGGGAUGCUUCACAAUAAUUUUAGGGCCUACAAUUACAGAAUCCUCAACUAUAGGAGAGACAACGACAGAAGCACCAUCUGGAAAUAUAACUACUACAGAGACAACAUCUGAUACAACAAUCACAUCUCCAGAACUCACUGCAGAGACAACAUCUGAUACAACAAUCACAUCUCCAGAACUCACAGCAGAGACAACAACUGAGAUAACAACCACAUCUACAACACCCACUGAAGAGACAACAACUGAGAUAACAACCACAUCUACAACACCCACUGAAGAGACAACAACUGAGAUAACAACCACAUCUACAACACCCACUGAAGUGACAACAACUGAGAUAACAACCACACCUACAACACCCACUGAAGAGACAACCACUGAGAUAACAACCACAUCUACAACACCCACUGAAGAGACAACCACUGAGAUAACAACCACACCUACAACACCCACUGAAGAGACAACAACUGAGAUAACAACCACAUCUACAACACCCACUGAAGAGACAACCACUGAGAUAACAACCACAUCUACAACACCCACUGAAGAGACAACACCUGAGACAACACCCACUGAAGAGACAACAACUGAGAUAACAUCCACACCUACAACACCCACUGAAGAGACAACAACUGAGACAACAACCACAUCUACAACACCCACUGAAGAGACAACUGAGACAACAACCACAUCUCCAACACCCACUGAAGAGACAACAACUGAGACAACAACCACAUCUACAACACCCACUGAAGAGACAACAACUGAGAUAACAACCACACCUACAACACCCACUGAAGAGACAACAACUGAGAUAACAACCACACCUACAACACCCACUGAAGUGACAACAACUGAGACAACAACCACAUCUACAACACCCACUGAAGAGACAACAACUGAGACAACAACCACAUCUACAACACCCACUGAAGAGACAACAACUGAGAUAACAACCACAUCUCCAACAACCACUGAAGAGACAACAACUGAGACAACAACCACACCUACAACACCCACUGAAGAGACAACAGCUGAGAUAACAACCACAUCUACAACAACCACUGAAGAGACAACAACUGAGAUAACAACCACAUCUACAACACCCAAUAAAGAGGCAACAACUGAGACAACAACCACAUCUCCAACAACAGCUGAUGAGACAACAACUGAGACAACAACUGAGACAACAACCACAUCUCCAGAAACCAUUGAAGAGACAACAACCACAUCUCCAACAACCACUGAAGAGACAACAACUGAGACAACAACCACAUCUCCAACAACCACAUCUCCAACAACCACUGAAGAGACAACAACUGAGACAACAACCACAUCUCCAACAACCACAUCUACAACAACCACAUCUACAACACCCACUGAAGAGACAACUGAGACAACAACCAUAUCUCCAACACCCACAGAAGAGACAACAACUGAGACAACAACCACAUCUACAACACCCACUGAAGAGACAACAACUGAGAUAACAACCACACCUACAACACCCACUGAAGAGACAACAACUGAGAUAACAACCACACCUACAACACCCACUGAAGUGACAACACCUGAGACAACACCCACUGAAGAGACAACAACUGAGAUAACAUCCACACCUACAACACCCACUGAAGAGACAACAACUGAGACAACAACCACAUCUACAACACCCACUGAAGAGACAACUGAGACAACAACCACAUCUCCAACACCCACUGAAGAGACAACAACUGAGACAACAACCACAUCUACAACACCCACUGAAGAGACAACAACUGAGAUAACAACCACACCUACAACACCCACUGAAGAGACAACAACUGAGAUAACAACCACACCUACAACACCCACUGAAGUGACAACAACUGAGACAACAACCACAUCUACAACACCCACUGAAGAGACAACAACUGAGACAACAACCACAUCUACAACACCCACUGAAGAGACAACAACUGAGAUAACAACCACAUCUCCAACAACCACUGAAGAGACAACAACUGAGACAACAACCACACCUACAACACCCACUGAAGAGACAACAACUGAUAUAACAACCACAUCUACAACACCCACUGAAGAGACAACAGCUGAGAUAACAACCACAUCUACAACAACCACUGAAGAGACAACAACUGAGAUAACAACCACAUCUACAACACCCAAUAAAGAGGCAACAACUGAGACAACAACCACAUCUCCAACAACAGCUGAUGAGACAACAACUGAGACAACAACUGAGACAACAACCACAUCUCCAGAAACCAUUGAAGAGACAACAACCACAUCUCCAACAACCACUGAAGAGACAACAACUGAGACAACAACCACAUCUCCAACAACCACUGAAGAGACAACAACUGAGACAACAACCACAUCUCCAACAACCACAUCUACAACAACCACAUCUACAACACCCACUGAAGAGACAACUGAGACAACAACCACAUCUCCAACACCCACAGAAGAGACAACAACUGAGACAACAACCACAUCUACAACACCCACUGAAGAGACAACAACUGAGAUAACAACCACACCUACAACACCCACUGAAGAGACAACAACUGAGAUAACAACCACACCUACAACACCCACUGAAGUGACAACAACUGAGACAACAACCACAUCUACAACACCCACUGAAGAGACAACCACUGAGAUAACAACCACACCUACAACACCCACUGAAGAGACAACAACUGAGAUAACAACCACAUCUACAACACCCACUGAAGAGACAACCACUGAGAUAACAACCACAUCUACAACACCCACUGAAGAGACAACACCUGAGACAACACCCACUGAAGAGACAACAACUGAGAUAACAUCCACACCUACAACACCCACUGAAGAGACAACAACUGAGACAACAACCACAUCUUCAACACCCACCGAAGAGACAACAACUGAGAUAACAACCACAUCUACAACACCCACUGAAGAGACAACAACUGAGACAACAACCACAUCUACAACAUCCACUGAAGAGACAACAACUGAGACAACAACCACAUCUACAACAUCCACUGAAGAGACAACAACUGAGACAACAACCACAUCUACAUCACCCAAUGAAGAGACAACAACUGAGAUAACAACCACAUCUCCAACACCCACUGAAGAGACAACAACUGAGAUAACAACCACAUCUACAACACCCAAUAAAGAGGCAACAACUGAGACAACAACCACAUCUCCAACAACAGCUGAUGAGACAACAACUGAGACAACAACUGAGACAACAACCACGUCUCCAGAAACCAUUGAAGAGACAACAACCACAUCUCCAACAACCACUGAAGAGACAACAACUGAGACAACAACCACAUCUCCAACAACCACAUCUCCAACAACCACUGAAGAGACAACAACUGAGACAACAACCACAUCUCCAACAACCACAUCUACAACAACCACAUCUACAACACCCACUGAAGAGACAACUGAGACAACAACCACAUCUCCAACAACCACUGAAGAGACAACAACUGAGACAACAACCACACCUACAACACCCACUGAAGAGACAACAACUGAGACAACAACCACAUCUCCAACAACCACUGAAGAGACAACAACUGAGACAACAACCACAUCUCCAACAACAGCUCAAGAAACAAAAACUGAGACAACAACCACUUCUCCAACAACCACUGAAGAGACAACAACUGAGACAACAACCACAUCUCCAACAACAACAGCUGAAGAGACAACAACUGAGACAACAACCACAUCUCCAACAACAACAGCUGAAGAGACAACCUUAACCACCACCACUUCCCCAACAACCACCACCACUUCCCCAACAACCUCCACCACUUCCCCAACAACCACCACAUCUACAUCUCCAACAACCACCACCACUGCAUCUCCAACAACCACCACCACUACACCUUCAACAACCACCACCACUACAUCUCCAACAACCACCACCACUACAUCUCCAACAACCACCACCACUUCAACAACCACCACCACUACAUCUCCAACAACCACCACAUCUCCAACAACCACCACCACUACAUCUCCAACAACCACCACAACUUCAACAACAGCCACCACAACUACUUCCCCAACAACCACCACCACUACAUCUCCAACAACCACCACCACUUCAACAACAGCCACCACAACUACAUCUCCAACAACCACCACUACAUCUCCAACAACCACCACAACUUCAACAACAGCCACCACAACUACUUCCCCAACAACCACCACAACUACAUCUCCAACAACCACCACCACCACCACUUCCCCAACAACCACCACCACUACAUCUCCAACAACCACCACCACUACAUCUCCAACAACCACCACCACUACAUCUCCAACAACCACCACCACUUCAACAACAGCCACCACAACUACUUCCCCAACAACCACCACAACUACAUCUCCAACAACCACCACCACCACCACCACUUCCCCAACAACCACCACCACUACAUCCCCAACAACCACCACCACUACAUCUCCAACAACCACCACCACCACAUCUCCAACAACCACCACCACCACAUCUCCAACAACCACCACCACUACAUCUCCAACAACCACCACCACUACAACUCCAACAACCACCACCACUACAUCUCCAACAACCACCACCACUACAUCUCCAACAACCACCACCACUUCAACAACAGCCAUCACAACCACUUUUACAACAACCACCACUAAGCUGCAGUCAUCUGCAACUGUUCAAGCACAAACCAAUGCAGUUCAGCUGACGUCCUCUUCACCUCCUACAAACUUCACAUUUGCUGCAGCAGUAAUUAAGAUGAGAUCUUUCAAUGACCUGAGCAAUGAGACAAUCAUAACCUUCAUAGACCAGUUUGCCCAGCAGAUACAGGCUCAAGUUAAUGGAACUAUUAAGAUUACUGUGAAGAAGAUCAAAAAAGUCACACCUUGAGGAUCACGGCAACUAGUAGGGAA
Molecule: messenger RNA, 5105 nt
Organism: Astyanax mexicanus (Mexican tetra)
Lineage: Eukaryota; Metazoa; Chordata; Actinopteri; Characiformes; Acestrorhamphidae
Product: mucin-2
Exons: 6
Coding region: 136-5082 (1648 amino acids)
Cellular component (GO): membrane
Source: RefSeq, a predicted model, not a curated record